Messenger RNA from Nematostella vectensis (starlet sea anemone), 2713 nucleotides. Its product is annotated as acid alpha-amylase. The coding region runs from base 219 to 1748 and encodes 509 amino acids. The record is from RefSeq and is a predicted model, not a curated record. Gene Ontology annotation, molecular function: alpha-amylase activity; calcium ion binding. Lineage: Eukaryota; Metazoa; Cnidaria; Anthozoa; Actiniaria; Edwardsiidae. The transcript is spliced from 2 exons. Gene Ontology annotation, biological process: carbohydrate catabolic process.
UGUUAUUUGACCCUUCUUGAAAGAUUGAAUCUUUCUCCCUGAUAUUUGCAGUGGAGUACUGAACAAUGCGAUUUGUAGUGACAGCUCUCUUAUACCGUGACCUUUUAGAUAUUAGUUGUGCAAGAAUGCAUCACUGUGUUUAGUUAAGUGGUCUGCAUUUUUCUUGAACCGAUAGGAUCGGAUCAUUCCAGAUCGGGAGAGUCGUUGAAACUAAUAGGAUGCAUACGAGGGCUUUGUGCUGUGUUUUGGUGGUAAUUUUCGCCACUUAUGUCGCAGCUAAAACAGCCGAAGAGUGGAAGAAUCGGAUUAUCUAUCAACUUUUAACUGAUCGCUUUGCCCAGUCUGGUGAGAUGCCUGCUAAGAAAUGCACAGAUAUGCGUGGAUGGUGUAACGGCACGUUCAAAGGAAUAGAGAAACACCUUGAUUAUAUAACGGGUCUUGGAGCAAAUGCUAUUUGGAUCUCACCCAUUGUGCUCAACACAGACCGAGGGUUUCACGGCUACUGGGCGAAGAAUAUCUACGAGAUCGAGCCGCACUUUGGAACCAAGCAAGACCUGAAGUCUCUAGUCAAAGCUUGUCAUGAUAGAGGGGUGUGGGUUAUGGUCGAUGUGGUAGCAAACCACAUGGGAUAUCCCCCGGGAGUCGAUUGGAGGACCCCCUGGAAUUCCUCCUUACUUGACAACUUCUACGAGUACUUUUAUCCGUUCAACAAGUCAGAAUAUUACCAUGCUAAUCACAAAUAUAUUAAAUGGCCAGAGGAGUGUCAUAAUCUCACUAAGAUUCAAAAGUACUGGCUGGCUAAUCUCGCGGACUUGGAUCAAAGCCAUCCUUUUGUUGAGAAGACCCUUCUUGAUUGGAUCAAGUGGCUGAUAACGGAGUAUGAUUUCGAUGGCUGCCGGGUGGACACUGUUAUUCAAGUACCAAAGCCCUUCUGGACCAAGUUUCAGUCAGCAGGAGGAGUUUUUAUGCUUGGGGAAGCAAACAACGGCCCACCACCAUGUGGAACUAUUAAUUUCACUGCACCAUUCCAGGGACCUCUUGAUUCGGUUCUGGACUUUCCGAUGUUUUGGACAUUGAGAUAUAUUUUCCAGGAAAAAACACAGAAUUUUACCUCUCUUAGUAAGGCGCUAAAAGAAUCUUCAAAAGCUUUCAAAGACAGGUCCAUUCUUGGUGGGUUUGUUGACAACCAUGAUCAUGAGAGAUUUCUACACAAGAACCCCAGCCAAACAAGUCUUCGCAAUAACCUUGUAUUUGUCCUGAUGUCUCGAUGGAUUCCCCUUAUCUACUACGGCACAGAGCAGGGAUUCAAUGGAGGAGGUGACCCAAACAAUAGGGAGUCCCUCUGGCCCUUCAUGGACAGAAAAAACUCACUCUAUGUUUUCAUCAAAGAUCUAAUAGCUUUUCGCAGUUCUUUGGGACAGCCAUGGAUCUCAAGCCCACAAAUUGAGCAACAUGUUGAGCCGGAAGUCUAUGCAUUCUCUAGGAGAAAAGUCCUUGUCAUUGUGACCACUAGAGUGACAACGGCAAGCACAACCCUGCAGUCUCACCCCUUUAAUGAGGGAGAAAAAGUUGUCAAUAUCCUAAACAUGACACAAACUUUCCUUGUUGAUGCUAAAGGAAGGCUUGAAGCUAAAAUGGUCUCUGGAGAGCCACUUGUGUUGACUCUAAAUGUCACGAGUUACAGCAGAUUUUUUUGUCCAUCCAUAAUUUUGAUAGUCACUUGUUGGAUGGUCUUACACAUGAUGUGAAGACAAAACUACACCUAAUUAAAAAAAAUGUCAGCACAAACAGCAGUUCCAGCAUUAAAGGUGCCAAUGGCUAGUAACUAUUUCCAAACACAAAGGUUAUAAAUAAACUUAAGCGAUGGCCUUAAAUGGACUAUUGAUAUAUUCUCCUGCAUUUGGUUAAAAAUGGUCAAUCAACCACUCUUUUGUUUUGUUUAUCAUUGAAAAUACGAUUCAUUUGCAAGAAAACUUUAAAAAUAACAAUCUACAAAUGAAGUCUGAUACCCUUUUUUGUUGAUAUUUAAAUAAAAAUAUCUUGGUUGCUUGCUUGAAUAAGCCGAUGCAAAUGGAUUCUUUGAGUCAAUCAACAUUGAGCGGGAGCAUAAAAUAGUACCUUUUGGACUUAAAACUUAAAUUUGCCAAUCCUUAUUUGCUGUAUGUGAUGACAUUUUUUUUAAACAUGUGCAUCUGUUUUUAAAACGAAUAAAAGCUAUCAAUCUGACAACGAGAACAUGCACAAAUUGGCUGUGAGUUCUUAAACUUACAUCUUGAGACUUCACACAACCAAGCAGAAAGUUCAUGGGUUUAUAAGAGUGAGCCUCAUUAAUGAAGUUUCUUGAGUUUAACUAAGGUUAUUAUUCUAGUGUAAACAUUUUUAAAACCCUACUUUUAGCAUGUACCACUUAGAAAAGAGAAAUCAUACUGUUCAAACCUGUAAAUACUCAAUUACAAUAACAGUAUCUUUGACAAGAAAGACACCUGGCACCACACAUUGCUACUUAGUAAAACAAGAUAUUAACAAAAGGUUUAAAAAGCUUUCAGUAUGGUCAGUAGCCAUUUUUCCCAUUAAAUAGACAUAAUUUAACACAAUUUUAUGUUCUGAAUUGUUAUACUAAAAAUAAAUGUAAUUAAACGAAAGCUAGUCCCAUGUGUAGGCACUAAUUGAUAUGUUUGUACUUAAAAUGCAAUAAAACAAACUUUCAGUUCAA